AUGUGUUACAUUAAGGUGGUGUGUGAGCGGGAUGGAGGCCAGAGGAUUCUGGUCCUGCACUUCACCAGUUCAAACGCUGGAGAGGUCACUCAGGGCUUCGCUAUGGGCUUCCAGUGUGGAGCCACCCUCACUCACCUGACAGAGACCGUAGUGAUCCACCCCACCUGUGCCGAGGAGCUAACCAAAGUGAACGUCAGCAAGCGCUCAGGGCUGGACGCCACGGUUACCGGCUGCUGAAGUUAAGCACCCCCUUCUCUCAACACACUUGAGCACACGGGAAGGAACCUCUUCAUAGAGACAGGGAAAAAGUGACAGUGCUCUCCUAAAUUCUACAUAACUGUCCAUGUAAUCCUAUAGCUGGUCUCUCGAUCAGCCUAAAAUGUCUCUCAGUUCUACGGCAUUUCAGGGACAAUAUUCAUAGUCUCAGACAGAGUAGGACUGCUGAUCUAGGAUUAGUUUUUCCUUCUAGGUACAAUUGAAUAAGAUUAUAUGGACAGGGGGGGACCUGAUUCAAGAGCAGCACUCCUACUAUGAGAGUCUUUAUGAAUACUAAGGCCCAGUUUCUCGUGCCUGAUUGUGUCGUAUCAUUGCAGGGUCCUCCAGGUCAUGGCUGUAAUGCUAUAUGCAGGGAAAGCCAGAUUUGUGUCAGGUUUGACUUGUGGCCUCAUUAACCAGGCAAUGGUUAUCCAAUUUAGCCCCAUAAUGUAAGUACUCUCCUCUACUCCCUCUCUGAAAGCCAUAAGGAGUUCUAGAUCCAGGUUAGUGAAACGUCCAGCCACAAGCAUCGUCCUUUAAAUAAACAGGCUCAUAAAUCAGGAUUAGGGCCCAUUCCAGUUUGUUGAAACAGGACUGUAUAAGAGAGAGAGAGAACGCUGUGCAACUAAUGUUUCUGAAAUAUAUUCUGCAAAUAUUGUUGUUUCUCCGCCUGUGCUUCCUGUCCAUUAGUCUUGAGUGAUACAUGCGUUGCCUGGGCGACACUGAUUGAUGUUCUCAUGGCCAUCGCCGCUGUGACACCACCCCAUUUCCCAUGGACACACACAAACAGUCGGCAGGCCGACUGUCAGUCAGAGAGGUAUUGCGCUGGGCCCAGCCGGGGCCUGGCCAGUGCUGCUGCCCCUCUCCAGCACUCUGCCCCUCUCCCCUCCCCUCACCCCACUCAACUCCAAUGCACAAAGGAAUACGGUGGGACUGCAAUAACAGCCUCUGUCAGUCUGUGUGUGGGGAUACCUUGGCCAGCAGUCUCUGGCAACCCAUCCCUCCCUCUAUGGGAGUGAUGGAGACUGAGGGAACUGCCUGGGCCAGGCCACAGUAGUGGAGGUACCUAACACUACCUAAUGGUGGCGGUAUUGCCCUUUUUUCUUCCUUGCCGGUCAAGAAAUGAUAGGUUAGUGAAGUCUGUGUAUGAAGAAUAAGCCCUCAUGCAUUCAAGGUCCACAUUUUAAUCCUCUAAUCCAUAUUUAAGAUAACUGUAAUUGAAUAAAUGUGGAGGCCGUGGAGACUCUUGUACUGCCAACUGAUAACACUGUGUAUUUACACAGUUCAGCUCAGAGUCAUCACCCUACCCUCUGAGAAGGCCAUUUUGUUUAUUUCUCUUAAAUGACAUUAUACUGUUUUUUUUAAUAGUCACAUACAUUCUGACGUACUAUUCAAGUCUUCAAACAAUGUCAAGUACGUCUUUUUACAUGAGUCCACUCUUCAACCAAUCACCCUUUCCUUAAAGCUUUAAGCACCAGCUGUCAGAGUAGCUCACAGAUCACUGCACCUGUACAUAGAUGGGCUGUUUACAGAUGGGCUAUCUACCUACCUCAUCCCCAUACUGUAUUUACUUAUUUAUUUAUCUUGCUCCUUUGCACCCCAGUAUCUCUACUUGCACAUUCAUUUUCUGCACAUCUACCAUUCCAGUGUUUAAUUGCUAUAUUGUAAUUACUUCGCCACCAUUUAUUGCCUUAACUCCCUUAUCUUACCUCAUUUGCACUCACUGUAUAUCGACUUUUUGUUUUCUUUGUUCUACUGUAUUAUUGACUGUAUGUUUUGUUUAUUCCAUGUGUAACUCUGUUUUGUUGUAUUGUGUCUAAGUACUAUGCUUUAUCUUGACCAGGUCGCAGUUGCAAAUGAGAACUUGUUCUCAACUAGCCUACCUGGUUAAAUAAAGGUGAAAUAAAUAAAUAACCACUGGAAGCAUAGAACUAUGCAGUGCUGGACAAGUCAUGCAGUUGAAUUGA
This is a messenger RNA of Oncorhynchus masou masou (cherry salmon), 2222 nucleotides long. RefSeq names its product thioredoxin reductase 2, mitochondrial-like. The coding region runs from base 1 to 237 and encodes 78 amino acids. The transcript is spliced from 3 exons. The record is from RefSeq and is a predicted model, not a curated record. Gene Ontology annotation, biological process: glutathione metabolic process; cell redox homeostasis; cellular response to oxidative stress. Gene Ontology annotation, cellular component: mitochondrion; cytosol. Gene Ontology annotation, molecular function: glutathione-disulfide reductase (NADPH) activity; flavin adenine dinucleotide binding. NCBI's taxonomy places the organism in Eukaryota, Metazoa, Chordata, Actinopteri, Salmoniformes, Salmonidae.